UAAGAUAUUCAUCUUGUACCGGUCCGUGGUAAAAUUUAUUUACCAAUACCAUGCAUACAAAAUUUUGAUCAUCCUCAAUUAUAUGUUUAAUCCCGACAAUGCCGGGUCAAUACACUAGUUGUAGAUAUAAUAUAAUGUUCAUAUUAUAGAUGCAUUUUCAUCGGUUUAUUCGAUUUCACUGAUACAAACAAUGGAAUUUCUUAGUAAUAUUGAUUAAGGUUAUCACGACCAAGAAGCCAAUUAAUUUUGUAUUACAGAAAAGACGAUAACUUAUUUUGUCAAAGGGAAUAUGGUUCGGCCAAACAGAACCAAAGAUUUUUACUAUAUAGUAUAUACCUAAAGAAAUAGUAAAGAGUACAGUUGAUUGCUCUAUCUUGGAGAAACCAUGGCAUCUAAAAUAUGUACCGUUACUAUAACAUUGCUUAUGAUUAUUAAGAUUCAAAUGUGCUUAUGCCAAAUCAACAGACAUAGCUUUCCAAAGGGUUUUGUUUUUGGAACUGCUUCUUCAGCUUUUCAGUAUGAAGGUGCAGUAAAAGAAGAUGGAAGGGGGCCAUCUAUAUGGGAUACUUUUUCACAUAUUCCUGGCAAAAUACAUGGUAACAACAAUUCUGAUGUUGCAGUGGAUCAGUAUCAUCGAUAUGAAGGAGACAUACAACUUAUGAAGGACAUGGGAAUGGAUGCUUAUAGGUUUUCUAUUUCUUGGACUCGUAUUUUUCCCAAUGGAUCUGGUGUAGUGAACCAAGCAGGAAUUGAUCACUACAAUAAACUCAUUGAUGCUUUACUGGCCAAAGGAAUUGAACCAUAUGUGACCCUCUACCAUUGGGACCUACCUCAAGCAUUGGAAGACAAAUACACAGGAUGGCUUAGUCCUUUGAUCAUAAAAGAUUUUGCAACAUAUGCUGAGACAUGCUUUGAGAAAUUUGGAGACAGGGUGAAACAUUGGAUAACAUUCAAUGAACCUCAUACAUUUGCUUGGAUGGGGUAUGAUAUUGGACAACAACCACCUGGAAGAUGCUCAAUUCUCCUUCAUCAUUUGUGUAGAAGUGGAAACUCUGCUACUGAACCUUAUAUUGUAGCUCAUAAUGUCCUUCUUUCACAUGCCAUUGUAGCAGAUGUUUAUAGGAAAAAAUAUCAGAAAAUACAAGGUGGAUCGGUGGGUAUAUCUUUGGAUGUAAUUUGGGUUGAAUCAGCAACAAAUUCUAAAGAAGAUAUUGAAGCAACUCAAAGAGCCUUAGAUUUUACCCUUGGCUGGUUUCUUGACCCAUUGAUUUUUGGAGAUUAUCCAAAAUCAAUGAAAAUUAGAGUAGGGAAAAGGCUUCCAAAGUUUUCAAAAUCUGAAGCUAAUCUUGUUAAGGGUUCAUUAGAUUUUGUUGGCAUCAACCAUUAUACUACAUUUUAUGCAAUGCACAAUGCUACUGAUUCACUUCGGGAGUUAGUUCAUGACUACAUUUCAGACAUUGGUGCUGUUACUGUUCCUUUCAAUGGUACUGAGAUUAUUGGAGAUAAGGCAAAUUCUUUCUGGUUGUAUAUAGUUCCACAAGGGAUGAGAAGCCUAAUGAAUUACAUCAAACAUAAGUAUGAGAAUCCUCUAGUAAUUAUAACUGAAAAUGGAAUGGAUGAUCCAAAUGAUCCUUCUAUCUCAAUCAAGGAUGCUUUAAAUGAUGAGAAGAGGAUUAAAUACCACAACGACUAUUUGAGCAACUUACUAGCUUCUAUCAAGGAAGAUGGAUGCAAUGUAAAAGGCUAUUUUGUGUGGUCACUGCUGGAUAAUUGGGAGUGGCAAGCCGGAUUUUCUUCUAGAUUUGGUCUGUAUUUCAUUGAUUACAAUGACAAUCUAAGGAGGUACCCAAAAAAGUCUGUUGAAUGGUUCAAGAACUUCUUGAACUAA
Medicago truncatula (barrel medic) is the source of this 1888-nucleotide messenger RNA. RefSeq names its product beta-glucosidase 40. NCBI's taxonomy places the organism in Eukaryota, Viridiplantae, Streptophyta, Magnoliopsida, Fabales, Fabaceae. The transcript is spliced from 13 exons. The record is from RefSeq and is a predicted model, not a curated record. Bases 386 to 1888 code for a protein of 500 amino acids. Gene Ontology annotation, molecular function: beta-glucosidase activity. Gene Ontology annotation, biological process: carbohydrate metabolic process.